Molecule: messenger RNA, 1408 nt
Organism: Trichomycterus rosablanca
Lineage: Eukaryota; Metazoa; Chordata; Actinopteri; Siluriformes; Trichomycteridae
Gene: efcab12
Exons: 4
Coding region: 171-1118 (315 amino acids)
Source: RefSeq, a predicted model, not a curated record
GAGGAAAACAGAGCAGAAGGGUAGUGGUCCUGAUCUAUGGGCCGAUAUAAGGACGCUUUAUAAAUCUGUUUAAAAUUAACACGUUGAAUCAAUUUUGACUUGAGUUUUGGUUCAUUCUCGUGAGGAGACGCGAGACCUGUGUAGCCUGGUUUAAAGAGAAAACAGUCGGUAUGGAUGACCCGGAGGUGGCGGAGACAUUUAGACUAUUAAAGAAGCGAGAUCUGUCCCAGACCUAUUCUUUUAAAAUGGCUUGUCGCGAGUUUGGUCCUCCGAAAUGCAGAAAUAGAAUAAUUAUCGCCCCUCCGAUGCCAAAGCCGUAUAAAAGCAGUCCCUCAGUGCUCCUGUACGGCGGCGGGGAGCUGGUCAUGUCUCAGAGAGUAACAGAGGAGAAAAACUCCAGGAGAGUCCAGGAGGAGAAACGUGAGGAGCACACAGACUGGUUGAGUAAACGACGGGCUUUUCGUAAAGCGCUGGAUGGACUGGGUAAUCUGGAUUCAUGGUUCUACAACAAACCAGAUCUCACAAAAAUGGAAAGUAACGUGAUGGAGAGGAGGAAACAAAUACGGGAAACAACUCCGUCUGAAGAACUCGUCAGUGAUGUCCAGCAUAAGCAGAUUUUGUCCCAGAAUGACCACUCACAGUUAUCCACUCUUGGAGGACUCACAGGCUGUGCAGUGGACCACUUUAGGGACCGAUGUCUGGAAGAUUACCUCAGCUCUCUAAAGCAGUGCCAAAGACAUGGCCUGCCAAUCAGCCAGGCCACACUAAAACGAGUGCUGCUUCACCCUGAAGAUGUAAGUGCUGCCAGUGCUCUGCCAAGUCCUGGGAUGGGGCGGAGGGGUUGGAUGUCCUACAGUAUUCUUCCACAGAAAAAAAUGGAAGACGAUGACAAUAUCGACCCCAAAGAGAUUUCUCAACUUGCAGACUCUAAUGCAUUUUGGCCUGGUCACGAUGGUCACAUGAGGUUAUACCUGCCUGCGAUGUCCAACCGUCAUGAAAGUGUGCUGUUCAGUCGUGUUGAACACACCCCUGUUCCAUGUAAUGGACACUGGCCCAUCAAUCAAGCAGGAUACUACACCUCUGGAGACAUCAAUAGACACAAAGUCUACACUUUGUAGAAUUCAUAACAGCCUUUCCUUAAUCUACUACAGCUGGUCAUGAUAAACUUGUGAAACAUACUGCUGUAAAAUUACAACACAAUUAUUUUGAAUGUUAUGAACUGCUUUUUAUAUAAUUCAGUGAAGCACAUGGACUUGUCAAAGUAUAGAAGUUGUAACUGCAGUGAAUUUGUUGCAUUCUGUUAUUAAACAGGCAGCAGUGAUUAUAUGCUUCAGUAAACAAAAUCCUGUGUUUAUUCAAUGUGAUUUCACUUUUAAAUUAAGCCCUUGUAAUACAAUUAGUAGAAGAA